Actinia tenebrosa (Australian red waratah sea anemone) is the source of this 1411-nucleotide messenger RNA. Its product is annotated as DNA-directed RNA polymerase II subunit RPB7. Gene Ontology annotation, biological process: positive regulation of nuclear-transcribed mRNA poly(A) tail shortening; positive regulation of translational initiation; nuclear-transcribed mRNA catabolic process. NCBI's taxonomy places the organism in Eukaryota, Metazoa, Cnidaria, Anthozoa, Actiniaria, Actiniidae. Gene Ontology annotation, cellular component: RNA polymerase II, core complex; P-body. The record is from RefSeq and is a predicted model, not a curated record. Gene Ontology annotation, molecular function: single-stranded RNA binding; single-stranded DNA binding; translation initiation factor binding.
CUUGGAAACUCACAUGUGAAACUGUUGACAAGUCUUUGCUUGAAAAACCGUAUUUUUAUCUAUAUUAUAAUAUGUUUUACCAUAUCUCUUUAGAGCACGAAAUCCUUCUUCAUCCUCGAUACUUCGGUCCUAACUUACUUCAAACCGUCAAACAAAAGCUGUUUACAGAAGUAGAAGGAACUUGCAGUGGAAAAUAUGGUUUUAUUAUUGCCGUAACUACGAUAGAUAAUAUUGGUGUAGGACAUAUACAGCCUGGAAGAGGGUUUGUGGUGUAUCCAGUCAAAUACAAGGCCAUUGUCUUUCGCCCGUUCAAAGGAGAAGUAUUAGAUGCUGUUAUAACCCAAGUUAAUAAGCUUGGACUUUUUACAGAAAUUGGACCUUUAUCAUGCUUUGUAUCUAGACAUUCUAUCCCACCAGACAUGGAAUUUGACCCUAACUCUAACCCCCCCUGCUAUAAAACUAAGGAUGAGGAUGUUGUAUACCAACAAGAUGAUGAUAUCAGACUGCGGAUUGUUGGCACAAGAGUAGAUGCUAAUGAUAUUUUUGCUAUUGGUUCCCUUAUGGAUGAUUACUUGGGACUGGCAAGCUAGUCUUGCUGUGCUCUGGUUUUUGCUCAGAUGCAUCAAGUACAUGUAACACUAUGUCUUCUUGUGCUGUGUUUUACAAUCCACAUCUCUAUACUCUAUCUUGACGUUGCUAAGCAACUGACUACUUAUCCCCAGCCCCUCCUCCCCACACAUCCAACACAGCAAAACAAGUUGACUGAGUCUUGAGAGAAAAGAGGGAUUGUCAAAUGUCUAUGAAAUUAUUCUGUAUGCUUUGGAUAGAAAAAGAAAUAAUAUUCAAGGGAAUGACAUGAUGGUCUGAAAUGAUUUUCUGAGAAAUAUUUGACCACCAGAACACUUGCUACUCUUGAUGUUUCAAACACUUUACUGUUAUUCCUAGUCACACGCCCCCAACUUGACCUUCAUCACUUGUUUUGGUGUACGUCAAUCAAAAGCAUUUCUUUAAAAUGUCAUAGGAUUCCGACUCCGAAUUCUGCAUUUCCGGCGAAUUUCCGCUUGACUGCAAUGUAUCUAACUUAGAUAACUAUUUAGUUGACGUCGCCUAAAAUAGUAAAGUGCGCCAAAUAACGGUCAUGCUAAUCCGGGGGGUUGUUUUACCAGAGAAUGAGUGAAUAGACAUUCAUUUGUAUCAUCGUUUCUCCCCCUUUACUUGUAGUUUCAAAUUUAGGUGACAUCAGCUAAAAUAGUAAAUAACUUAUCUACUUUAGGUGACGUCAACUAUUCAACAGUUUGACUGCAUGCACUCUAUAUUUACUUAAGUUGGCGUCAGCUAUGUAUAAAUCAGUAUAAAUUACUUUCAGUAAAGCAUCUGACUCAAAAAUAAAAUUUUGAAUUCACCGUGAAAA